GCUCCCGGCUCAUCACCGGGUCCCUGCAGAGAACCGAUCCGACUUGAAUGGCCUCCAUUCCGGUUUCCGCAUUCCCGCAGCCUCCGCGCGCACUCUGCCGGCGCGGAGCUCUUAUCCAUGAUCUGAACAGAACAAACCGGUUCCUCCGGUUAAUCUGGCCGCUGCUGCUGGCGGCGCACUAUGCUUCCACUGAGACGGAGAGAGGCGAGGCGGAGGAGCGACCGGCUGGUGCCCGCAAGCUGGAGAAGGCUUUUUGUUGAGGACUGAGAGGCUGCGGCGGAGCUCAUCGAUCGGUGCUGGAAUAAAAGCUUCAUGUCCCGGGAUGGAGGGCUGCUGCCGCUCCUGUAUGCCCUGUUUAGACGGGCUCUGGAACUGGAUAUGGCCCGACUUACGCUACCCGAACAUCCCCGAACACAACCAUGUCAUCGCCAACCCGAUGGCGCGAGCCGCCGAGAUCCCCACCGUGUCCGGCGACAUCCGCGUCCCCGCGCCCAAGAAGCGGCCCCCGCAGCUGUACGCGGCGCUCUUCGACUUCGAGGCCCGGAGCGACGACGAGCUCACGGUGAAGGAGGGGGACAAGCUGUCGGUGAUCGAGAAGCGGGGGGACUACGUGCUGGCCAAAAAACUGACCGGGUCCCUGGAGUCCGGGCUGGUCCCGGCCAACUACGUGGCUCUGCUGCAGGACGAGUUCGCCAAACACAAGUGGUACUAUGGGAACAUAAACCGUGUGAAAGCUGAGAAGCUGCUGCUCACCUCCCAAAACAAUGAUGGCUCCUUCCUGGUUCGCAUCAGUGAGAGUCACAGUGACGAGUACACCAUCUCUGCUCGGAGCGAGGGGAAAGUGUUCCACUUCCGGAUCCAGCGCUCCUCCAUCGGCGCGUAUUUCGUCUCAGAUAAGCUCUCCUUCGGCACGCUGGGAGAGCUCAUCUCCUACUACCAGAGGAACCCUCGCAGCCUCGGGGUGCUGCUGGAGGAGCCGUGCUCCCAGAAGAGGGAGCUGUUUGACAUGGAGCCGUGGGAGAGGCCCCGAGAGGAGUUCAGGCUCCUAAAGAAACUGGGAGAAGGUCACUUUGGGGAGGUGUGGGAGGCUUUCUGGACCACAGAGAAAAGGAAGGUGGCCAUAAAGACACUCAAACAAGAGGACACAAAGGAGGACGAGUUUGUGAAGGAGGUGCAGGCGCUGAAGAGCCUCCAUCACCCGAAGCUGAUCCAGCUGCUGGCCAUGUGCUCCAGAGGAGAGCCAGUCUUCAUCAUCACCGAGCUCAUGAGCAAAGGAAGCCUGAAGUCCUACCUGGCCUCUGCUGAAGGCCAGGUGCUGACCUCGGCUCAUCUCAUCUACAUGGGCAGUCAGGUGGCAGAGGGCAUGGCGUACCUGGAGGACAGAAACAUCGUCCACAGAGACCUGGCUGCCAGGAACAUCCUGGUGGGAGACGAUCUCGUCUGUAAGGUGGCCGACUUUGGGCUGGCUCGCAUCAUUAAGGACAGCGUGUACACAGCCAGCAAGAACACAAAGAUCCCCGUACGCUGGACGGCGCCGGAGGCGGCCCUUCAGCAGCGCUUCUCCGUCAAAUCAGACGUCUGGUCGUUCGGGGUGCUGCUGUAUGAGAUGAUGUCACGAGGCAAAAUGCCUUACGAAGGGAAAAGCAACAAGGAAGUGUUGGAUCUGCUGAAGGGCGGGUUCAGGCUGGCCUGUCCAAAUCGCUGUCCUCCAAAUAUUUACCGCAUUAUGAUGGACUGCUGGGCCGCCGAGCCCUCCGAGAGACCCUCGUUCCACGCUCUGCACAGCCAGCUGGAUUCAAUAUAUGCCAAGAUAUAUUUUAAGACCAUAGAGGUGUAGGACAUGGGCAGAAGAAGUGCUUAGAAGACUAAAGGAAGACACAGGGUGAAGGAGAUGGUACCAAGUACCUCCUAUAAUGAGAUGGAGGGCGUGGCAGUAAAAUGACUGAGAAAGGAGUGAAGAUGCACUCGUACCUGAAACAAGGUGAACGCCAACCGUCGGCACAUCCACAGAAGCAGCACUUUUUCAUUUUCUACCCUCUGUUUUAUAAGUGAGACGUCAUCACUUCAGUGCCAUGUCUGUGUGUGUGUCGGGACUUUAAAUGAAUCGCGUGUGUUUUGACUGCAGAGCCUUCGGGCUAAAAUAGAUUUUGUGCAAUAAGCAGUAAAUGCCUACUGGGUCAUUUUGUUUUAGCGGCUCGGGUCCAGAGGCAAUAAAAUCUGUCCGGUGCUACAGCUCUCUGACCUCUGCUCCUCACACCGCACUCCGGGUUUUUGGGGCAUUUUAAACUGAUGAGCAAUGAACUCCCAAAUUCCCGUUUGGUCAGAUGGGCUUCGUUACAUACAAAUCUCCUUCCUCUGGUUAAUGUUGGCUAACGAGUCCAGGAGUGUGUGUGUGUGUCAGUCUGUUCACACAGUGGCAUGAAAACGGGUUUAAUACACGGACCAGAGCACACUAAAGAAAAAAGAUCCAAAUAUAGAAGAAGAAAUCUGCCCAAUCAAACAGCAGCCUCUGAGUGACCACAAAGAUCAGCACAAAGAGAGGCUGAGGAGGAGCCGUCAGCCGCCUGUCCCAGCAAUUAAUUCAUGUGAUUACAAACCUAAGGAAGCUCCUUCCAGGUGCAGGUAUUCAGCUUCCUCGUUUGCAUACCCUUCUGAUUCAUCACGCCACUGCUUCUUUGCUUCCUGAUUACACACGUGUAACGCCAACGCGCAGACGUCUUCCGGUGUGGACAGAUCUUUUAUACGCUGCAGAUUCAGCACGCCAGCAGCUGGCUUUACUCUCAGGACAGAAGGAGCUCCGCUUUCAGCCAUCAGUUUGUGUUCUCUGGCUUCGUGGCUGCACUGUUAAUGAGCCCACAGGUGUAAAGUAUUCUGCUGAGUCUUCCUGCUGUUACGGGGCUUCAUGAAGGUUCUGGCAACGUGUUGCAUAUUGAAGCUCCACAGCAACAUCUCCAGAGCAAUAUUCCCACUGAGCCGUGGGCUGCAGGGCCAUGUGUGCAGGCCUUAUGACACUCAUGCUGUCUAAAGGCCAGUUACAGCUCGAGUGCCUAUGUUUACAACACACACACACACACACACACACACACGUCACUCCAGGAUGUGAACUGUAAUGCAGUACACUGAUCAACACAGAUGGUGACUCAGCCAUACUCAGAACACUCUUUGGGGGGGGGGGAGGAUUUCUGA
This is a messenger RNA of Archocentrus centrarchus (flier cichlid), 3186 nucleotides long. RefSeq names its product src-related kinase lacking C-terminal regulatory tyrosine and N-terminal myristylation sites (gene srms). The coding region runs from base 323 to 1837 and encodes 504 amino acids. Lineage: Eukaryota; Metazoa; Chordata; Actinopteri; Cichliformes; Cichlidae. Gene Ontology annotation, biological process: protein phosphorylation. The transcript is spliced from 8 exons. The record is from RefSeq and is a predicted model, not a curated record. Gene Ontology annotation, molecular function: protein tyrosine kinase activity; protein binding; ATP binding.